GGCGGGGAAGGAAGGGGCGAGGCUGUCUGACGCAGGGCUGCACCUGCGGGCACCAGUGAGAGUCUGCCUGAACCCCAAGCGUGCCUGUGUGUGUGAGGGCGUGAGCGAGCGAGUGAGUGUGGGGCUGUUGCAGGCUCAGCGUGGCGUGUGCGCUUCGUGCUUCAGCCGGGAGGCACACCGAACCCCGCGGCGGUGGGAGCGGGACUUCACCUCCCAGCUCCAUCGAGUCGCCGAGUUGACAUCAGCAGCCCUCAGCUGCCUCGUUGGCAGGGGUGCUGCUCGCUCUAUGUGUUUUCUUCUCCUGACAAGAUUCCUGGUAGUUUGAAAUAAAUACACCCAGCUAUUUUGUGACUCCAGACUAUAAUUAUGACAAGAGACUGAUUCCGCAUCUGCUUGUGAAUUCCUGUCUGAAGGCCUGAAGUGUGCCAGUGAGUGUUGACCAGGGCACAAGGACAUACAGUAACUGGGAAAAUGACUGACUUUCUUGAGGAAGAAACAGAGAAACAACCUUUAUUUCUUGUGUAGUUGGAAGGCAAAGCAAUGCAAUCUCGCCACCUGUUUAGUGUAAAGAAGCAUUGACUUCUUGAUUGUGUGGAUCUUGUAACUCUGACGAAAACGUGCCUUUGGACUUGUGUAAAUAAAUCAUCGGAAGAAUUGAUUGGGCAAAGCAGUCACUGAGGGAAGAGUCACUAUUCAAGAAUCAUGUCAAAGCACUUGGAGAUCAUCAAUUUGUCGUUUUUGUUGGAACAUGAAAGGGAAACAAUAUUGGGAGUACUGAAGAGAGACGAGUAUCUGAAAAAAGUUGAAGAUAAAAGGAUAAGGAAAUUAAAAAAUGAGCUUCUGGAAGUGAGAAGAAAAGGUGGAAACCAUCAUUGUCAACAGGAAAACAGCAGAGUCUGUCUUCGCUGUCAGAAAAGUCUGGGCUUAAUCUUUGACAGAGGAGAUCUGUGCCAAACCUGCAAGCUUCGAGUGUGCAAUAAGUGUCGUGUUGUGGGAACUGAUGGGCAGUGGAAGUGCUCAGUGUGUGCCAAGAUUGCACAGCUACGGAUAGUGACGGGAGAAUGGUUUUUUGAAGAGAGAGCAAAGCGCUUCAAACAAUCAAAUCUUCUUGGAACUGAUGUUGUCAGACAAUCUAUCCUACGCAAAUUCCCAGAAGAUACCAUUUUGAGCAAGGAUGAAGGAAGGACAGUUAAAGAUCAGCCCCAAGAGAAUGAAGAAAAGAGGCCAGAUGUGUCAGUCUCCUCCACAAACGGGCAUAAAUCAUUCUUCAGCGGACCUAGAAAGAUAGGGAAAGUAAUUAGGUCAGUUACCAAAGGAGAAAUUACCAAGGCAAAAGAUGAAGAUGAAAGGAUCACAGAAGCUGAAACUCAAAGUCUACGCAGUGGCAAGUCAACACCUUGCUCUGAGAGAGGGAGUACUCUUUCUCUGAACAGCAGUGAAGCAGAGCAUGCUGCAGGCUAUCUGAAGGGGGCUGUGGGUCCUGUGAACAGAAGCAAUGUUUCCACACCUUCCCUCCCUAGGUCUCCAGCACUCAGCACCCGCAGCAUGACUGCAGACUAUGGCAGGCAGGACACUGGCUUUCAAAACGGCAUGGCUAUUCCAGCAAGUGAAAGCGUUCCUGAAGAUUUAGUAAAGAAGCACUGUAGGAAAGCAUCUGGAACACCUUCCAUUGCAGUUUCUAGGGUAUCUUUGUCAUCAGAUCGUAGUCGAUCUGAGAUAGAUUUGAGUGAAUCUUUCUCUGAAGAAAAUGAGGAUACUCUGAGCAUAAGAAGCAAAUCUGUACCUAGUGCCUUAGAUCAGGAGCUGGAUUAUCUGGAUGAAACAGAAGAAGAUAUUGAUGACAUAGUGGCCUCUCGUUAUUCAAGGAAACAUGGACAUUUGACAAGUGGAUUAUCAACAAACUCCCCAGAAAUCCCUGACAGAAAAUGGACAUAUUUAAAUGUGCCUGAAAGAGAUGGUGAUACUACUAGCAUUAACAGCAUGCUGAGUGUAUACAGUGAAACCGGUGACUAUGGCAACGUGAAGGUCAGUGGUGAAAUCCUUCUCAGCAUCAACUACAGCUACAAAACAGGUGCCCUCAACAUCUUGGUAAAAAGUUGCAGAAACCUGGCCGUUGCGGAUGAGAGGAAGCAAAGGACCGAUCCAUACGUCAAAGCAUACCUUCUGCCUGACAAAUCCCGCCAAAGUAAACGCAAGACCAAAAUUAAAAGUAAUAGCACCAAUCCAGAAUUUAAUGAAACACUGAAGUAUGUCAUCAGUCACACACAGCUAGAAACCAGGACCCUGCAGCUUUCUGUCUGGCACUAUGACAGAUUUGGACACAACAGCUUUCUUGGGGAGGUGGAAAUUCCAUUUGAUUCCUGGAACUUUGAAAAUCAGGAUGAUGAGUGGUUUGUGCUCCAGCCCAAGGUGGAGGUUGUGACAGAUGUGGGACUUCAAUAUAAAGGAGAACUGACAGUUGUUUUACGUUACAUUCCCCCAGACAGAAACCUAAUGCUUCCUCUGGGGCAAUUUCAAGGGAAGAAGAGCUUUAAAAAAGGAAAAAAGGAAAACUCUCACAUGCCAUCUGGAGGUAUAUUAGAAGUCCUCAUCAAAGAAGCAAAGAAUUUAACAGCAGUGAAAUCAGGAGGCACAUCUGAUACUUUUGUGAAAGGAUACCUGCUCCCAGAUGACAGCAAAGCUACAAAACACAAAACUCCCAUCAUAAAAAAGAGUGUGAACCCCCAGUGGAAUCAUACUUUUGCUUUCAGUGGCUUGAAUUCAAGGGAUAUACGCAAUGUCUGCCUAGAACUGACUGUGUGGGACAAGGAGUCUCUCUCCAGUAAUAUUUUUUUGGGAGGUGUCCGUUUGAGCACUGGAAAUGGUGUCAGUAAUGGCAAAGAGGUUGACUGGAUGGAUUCUCAAGGGGAAGAGCAGCACCUUUGGCAGAAGAUGAUUGACAGUCCGGGAGCUCCUGUGGAGGGUAUACUAAUGCUGAGAUCCAGCAUGGGAAAACGCAGACUCUGAAAGACUAACUGCUGAGGGAUUCCUGACUUCAGUGAUGUUCAGACUCUCGUCACUUUGCCCAUUUGAACGUGGGGAAGGAUUAUACUCUGCCUUGGAUAUUAAGGCUCUGAGUGGGAUUUUAAUGCAUUCUGCACUUUCAUGCGCACGUUUUUAACCCAAGCUUCUUUAUGGGUUGUUUCCCCUGAAGCCAGUGAAAAUUUGGCCUUGUACAGAGAUGGGAGUGGCUUUCUCUGUCCCUUCUGGUGAGUGGUGGAUGGCAGGCCAAUACCUCCCGUGAGGGGCAUGAAGUGAGCAAAUUCUCUAGUUAGCCAUUUAGUACACAAUGCUCGCUUUAUGUAUCUCCUCCUGGGUCAAAGAAGGCCUAGGAGACUGCAGUGAUACAGUGCCACCAGAUUCAGAGUCUGAGCUUUGGUAUUUGAAAGAUUAAAAAGCCAUAAUGCUGUGAAGGAUAACAGACAUAGUUUCUUUAUCAUGUUUGCUUUAUCAUGGUUUUUAUCACGUGCAAUGUGCAGGAUGGCAGGCUUGGGAACAACCAGCCCACCAAGGAAGGCCAAUGCACUAUGUUGCACACCUGAAGCAGGGAGCAGGUGAGCUGAUAUACAGUGUGGGUGUUCUGGCAUUCUCUGGGUUAUUUUAAUGCACUGUAUAAAAGGCAGACUUGGUUCAACAAAAUCAGAGAGCCUCUAAUGAAAAUAAAUUGUAACAAAUCCCCAGUUUCCAGAACUACAUGAUUUUGAUGUGUUUUUCACUCAGUUGACAGCUCUAGCCAAGAUCUUCUGAUGUCAUAGAACAGGGAAUAUGUUCAGAUGCCUGACACCAUUCGAUGAGAUGCUGAGAUGACACACAUACUGGGUUUGCACAUAGUUGAUUAUAUAUCAUAGUUGCACCUUGAUUCAGCAGAUUGUGUAGUAAAGUAUCGUGAUUAAAGCACAUGCCAGAAUGAUUUGCACAACUGUAGAAUUUUCUGUGAGUGGGCUGGAAUCCCAUUCAGGCAUGCCCAUACAUGUUAAUUAUUAACCAGGGUAGGAUUUUUUCCUCCUGAAUAUCCCCCUGUGAGUUAACAGUGGAUUUAGUGAUAAGAUUGUGUUUUAGCCAACUCAAUCGGUAAUCUUAUUAACCAUGACAACUGCUCAACAGUAAUUUUGUCAUUUGGUUUCCCAAAGGGAUUUUACACCUGCUUAGAUCCCUGAUCCUUUAGGGACUUAGGCAGGUCAUAUGUGAAGAGCAUGCUGUCUUCAACAUAAUGAGAUAGGAUUAUUAUCUUUUUGUCAAGGAUAGCACAUGUCUUCUUGCAAGAUUGGAUAUUAGUAUUUAUGUAUGGGAUGUGAUUGCUCGGGAUAUAAGACAAAGGAAGAUCCAUUCCUUCUGAGUUUUUCAGAAUUAGAACACAGCUUCCUUUUUGAACUGGUACAAUCACCUAUAGCUAUUUUUUAGCUUCCCCUCCCCACCCCAGUCUUUUAUUUUUGGAAGCAACGUUGUAUUAAUACUAAGAAAACAAAUUUAAAUAUAUGGAAACAUAAUCCUUACAUGAGUUACUGGAAAAAAGCCCAAACUUUCAAAGAAUGUAGACCAAAACAGCAAUAUUCACAGAUUUCUGUGAAGUAUAAAGACCAUAAAAUCUACACAAAUGUUGUUCUUCACAAUCCAGAAACUGCAGGAAAUAUAGAUUUAACAACAGAUGGUGAACUGAUAACUUCAUUAACUACAAGUGGAGACUUUGACAUCUGUAGCUGUCCUAGUGUCAAAUUACGUACAUGUAUUUAGAGCUGAAUCCAAAACCUUAAAAUUUAAUGUCCAUUGCUUCUUUCUUUCUUUUUUUAAAGAUAUUUUACACUGGUUUGGUUUAUGUUGCUUGAAGCUGCAGGGAAGUUGACAGUCUUUUAAGAUCCUAAUCUUAUUAGAUAAAAAACAAACAAAAAGUUAAGAAUAGCAUCUUAGUUUUAUAAAAUAAUUUGUUUCAUUAUGAAUAGUUUCCGUUAGUAUUCUGAUAUGAUUUUAAAGAGUUGUUGCAGGUACUGCUUGCAUAGUUUGAGCACCACAAUUUCCAGAAACUACCAUUUCAUCUUUGAAAAGAGAAUUCCUUUAGAGAAUCUCAGUUUGGGAACAAAAAAUCAGUAGUUGCUCAAGAAAACUGGCUUCAUGUUCCUUCUUCAUCUGUUCUUCAGCCUGAAGUCCUGCUCAAAUUUGGCAGUGAAGCAAGUCUAGUCCAAUUUUAGCUGGCUUUUCAUUUUAUGCCUCAGAUGCUGUGAGCUGAUAAAUUAGAGCACAAAUAUCAAGCACAUUUUAUGACCUUUUUGUUAUCAUGAUGGUCUUUCUUUAAGUAUUAGAUGGAUUGAGUUUUUUUCAUGUCAGCAUCCCCCAAAGUGAAACCAAUCCUAACUUUUGGCACCUAAGCUAUCUCUAACAGGAUCAGCCCGAGUUGUCUUGCUUUUUUUGUACUGCAAACCUGUGCUUAUUUGGGGAAUAUUGACAUGGAGGCACAAGCUUGAUUUUUCUCUUGCUGAAAAUUGAUUCAAAAAGAUAAAGCUUGUUAAAUCCAAAGAAAAUGGUUCUUCAGGGUAAAAUUCCAGCUAGAGUUGUAGAGGAACAUUGGGCAGUUUUGGUUUGGUUUCAUGAUGAAAGUGAGAAAAAUAAGAGGAACGCAAAACAUCCUCCAAGUUGGACCCCCAAAUGGAUGCUUUUUUUCUCUUGCCAAAUUGAAAAACUUUGGAAUAAUUUUGUACUGAACUAAACCUUUUUCUCUUAAGUGGAGUACAAGACUUUGUCUUUGAAUGAUAUUCUCUAACCUUCUAAGCGUGAAUUUUUUAACUAAAUCAAGUUUUGCUUUGAAAGGAAGAAAAGUCUGUGCUGUACUACUUCAGCUCCUGCCCAUUUCAGAACUGUGGUAGAGUUUGUGGUGAAUGGUCUUGUUUAGGACGUGUCACUCAGCUCAUAUGCAGGCUUAAGUUCUGCUUUUGCUUUCCAAAGGGCCAAAAUUUCACUCUGAGCCUGCACCUGAAAUUAUUGACAGGUCUAUGAAGAGGCUGUAGGUGUCAACUGCAGUUCAGCCUAUGAAAGGAACAAUGUAACCUGGGAAGUAGCUUCCAGCUAAGGCAGUGGUGUUUGCCACUGAUGGGAUUUGAAGUAGUACAGUGAAACCACGUCCUAGGUUAGCAGUGACAAUUCUGCAUUGUGGUAGCAUGUAAUAGGCACCACGCUCUGCCUCACAUGAGCCUGGGAGUGAGAUCCUAUCAAGCAAUUUGAAGAGCUUUUGCUGUUCUACGAUGCAGUCAGCACAUUUGUAGGAAGCGUUUGAUUUGUGGAAAAAUGUCACUUUUAAUUAUAUCUCUUGUAUCUUCUUUCUCUUCCUUUACAAAAAUGAUUUAUGGUUUGGAAAAAGCACAAGAUGAUUAACUGCAGAUGUGGUUUCUUUCUUCCCAGAUACUUGAAUUAAUUGCCUAUAAUUGUGCGUCAUCAUGUACUAUGUGUUAACCAGGCUGAGCAAAAAGACAGAAAACCAGAAAUUAGUCUAAAGUUUUCCUUUUGUAUGUACGCUUGUGGUAUUGCAGGUGAAUGAUGGCUUAUGCAGGCCUAGUUCUUAGCAGAAAAUAGCCACAAUUUUAACAGUGAUUGAUAAGCUCCUGCCAUGAGUGCAUAGACAUAGCAGAGCUGAUGUAUCUUAAGUAUUCCUUUCCUUACCUGAAGAUGCAUCAGUGGAGAAGAAACCUUCUCUACAGUGCUUCUUAAAAAAUAUGUUGCAUGGUGCAUUUUACUCUGUGUUUUUCUAGCAAGGUAACUGUAGGGUUUUCAUCACUAUCUUUUCCCCCUUCUAGAUUAGAUUUUGUGGGUUUGUCCUUUUAAAGAAGAACAGAAGUGCAGCUUCUGCUGUAAAACAUCAAGUGAGGCCAGUAAAUACAUCUUUAGGCAGUGUGGUUAUUGCCAGUAUCUAUCAAAAAAAGAGCUGAGGCUGAGGGCCAUUCAGGCUCUUCCAUCAGACAUUGGUACCCUGACCUGUUCUCUGGAAGUUUCUCUGCUCAGUUUAUCAGCUCUACCAGGACUUUAGUGCUCUAAAUGUACUUGCUUGCAUGUUUAGAUGCCAAAAGCAGGCUAAAAUACAUUUGAAGUGGCCUCUCCCACACCUCCACUAUAAUUACAUUUGAGUGAGGACAGGAGGAAAGCUGCAAAGAUUCUGAAGAGACACUGUGUUGCCAUCUUCCUGAACUAAUCCAAGUGCCAUUCCAUUCCUUGAAUGCCUUUUAGGUGCCACAUUUUGAUCUUCCUUUCCUACCUGGAUGCUUUAGCAGACGGGUUAAGAGAGAAGGCACUGGGAUGCUGAGUAUAUUUUGAUCAUGGUGCAUUGGACUGUAAGCUUAUUCUUCUGUGCCUCUUCCAAUGCAGAUGAUGCUCAGGUAGCAUGAAAAAAAGCAUUUUUAUGCUUUUUAAAACAUUUUUUCUUUUUCCUGCCUGGUUAGGCCCUGCCAAGUGCAAUUAUUCUAAGCUAUAUUUGCAAAAUACCAACUACACUGUAACAGCAGAGCAGUCAUUGAGCUUCCACUGGUACUAAUUGACAAGGAGAGGUAAGAGGAGGGUUGCAUUUAGACUGGUAUAAUUUUGACAUCUUGAGGGGUAUGCACAUUGCCCAGCUUCAGGUAUGUAAAGUUUGUGGUCUGCUCUGUAGAGUUGAUGAAGAGAAAGGCUGAUCAGAUCUCCUACACCUUCGAAAAACAGAUGAGUCCUGUUUCCACAGCUGUCUAGUUGGUGGAUCCAUGCAAGACAGUAAGGAUUGUACCCACAUCUUUGCAGGGCUCUCUCUUCCCUUUGUCCUUACUUUUGGUUCAGCCACCCUUACCAGACAUUCUACCUGAACAUUACUCUGCAGCAAGCUGCAGUUAAGUGAUAGCCUCACUUCUUUUCAUCUAUACAAGGUAAAACCCCAAAUUUUACUUCCCUAACAUACAGUAUUGAUUUUUAGCACUUUGCAACAGUGACAGAAAUAACCAUCUCCUGAGAGCUGGUCCAUGCACUUUGUAAACUCCUUUUUUUUUUUUUAAAGUUUUAAGAGAAUAUUAUUAUUAUUUAUUUUUCCACACAGUGUUGGCAUCUGAGAAUCCCACAGGAAUGGUGGUAGAACAUAUGCUGAAUUGCAAAAUAGGAUGCAGACUUUUAUUUGCAUGAUGUCUUUUACCAUAACUCGGCAGGGGAUGCUGAGAAGCACACUAUAGCAGAACCUUACCACUGUGUCCCAUGAAUUUCCUGCCCAGCCAUUUUGUGUUUGCAAAUGCUGUUUGAUAGGUGGUAAUAAUGCAGUGUUAAUUAUACUGUGUAUAUUGACACUGACACUGGAAAGUGAAUCUCUACUUCCUUUUCCAGUGUUUUUUAGGUUGCUUUUGAAACUCUUCCGUGCUGCAGGUUGACCCUUUAUUUAUAUUAGUUCUUUCAGCAAUUCUGCUCUAUGACAAUAAUGUCUGUGUGGCUGUGUGAUGCUGCUCCUGACACCUCGGUGUAUAUCUUUGAGCAUAGUUCUAAUUGUCGAGGUUUGCCUAAAGCCAAGUGUAGUAAUUUGUUACAGCAAUUGGAGAACAUCAUGUAUCCAUCAUUCUGCCUUUGUUCUGCUUGAAAUCUGUUGCUAGCUAUUUGUUUAAUUAUUCUGCUGGACAUGAAUAGUAGUAGCAGCAAAUGGCAAUGCAGUAUGUAACUUAUGCUCAGAUUUAGAUAAAGCGAUUCCUGCCCAGAACGUUUCUGUGCUGUAAACCGUGCUGUUCAGUUUUGUGGACAAAAGUGGCUGGUAAUACUUUUGCAGCUGUUGUCAAGAUUACUGUUCCCUCUUUUAAAUUAAAAUAUUGAAACUUU
Molecule: messenger RNA, 8835 nt
Organism: Colius striatus (speckled mousebird)
Lineage: Eukaryota; Metazoa; Chordata; Aves; Coliiformes; Coliidae
Gene: SYTL5
Product: synaptotagmin like 5
Exons: 18
Coding region: 703-3006 (767 amino acids)
Biological process (GO): intracellular protein transport; exocytosis
Cellular component (GO): plasma membrane; exocytic vesicle
Molecular function (GO): small GTPase binding; neurexin family protein binding; phospholipid binding
Source: RefSeq, a predicted model, not a curated record